AUGCUGUCAAGACAUGGGAAAUGGAGCUCUCUCACAAGACUCGCUUGCUCGAGUUACGAAACGUCUCACGACGCGUUUCGAUCGGCCUUCCCACGAGGGUUUGCGUGGGAGGUCAUCAGUGUUUACUCUGGCCCUCCUGUGAUUACCUACAAGUUCAGGCACUGGGGCUUCUCUGAGGGACCUUUCAGAGGCCAUGCUCCCACAGGGGAGAUGGUGCAGUUCUUCGGCAUUAGUGUCAUGAGGGUUGAUGAAUCGAUGAGGGCAGAAGAUGUGGAGAUCUACUUUGACCCAGCAGAGUUGUUUGGAGGCCUACUCAAAGGUGCUGCUACUGAUCAAUCUGAUUCCCAAGUUGAUCAGUCACUAGAUGAGAAUUGUGAGCAGAAGAAGUCCCAUGGAGUUUCUUCAACCUCUGGCCAUCUUUCGUGUCCCUUCUCCAACCAAGCAAGAACACAACUCUGA
Linum tenue is the source of this 459-nucleotide messenger RNA. The record is from the annotation of a GenBank genome assembly. NCBI's taxonomy places the organism in Eukaryota, Viridiplantae, Streptophyta, Magnoliopsida, Malpighiales, Linaceae.